AAAAAAAAAAAAAAGGAGUGUCUAUAUAAAAUCAGUUGUAUCAGGAAACGCACAUAUCAAUUGCGGGAUCAGGCCGUUGGAGGCUGCUUCCAGAUCGGGUCUAGCGUCUGGCCGGCGCUGCUGCCAAGACAACGGGAUUUUGGGCAGCAAAAAACAAUCAAGUUACCCUUUUCGGCCUUUGUCUGGCGCAACCUCAUUCAUGUCUUCAAAUUCCCUCGUCGACUCCAUCGCUGCGUUUCUCCUCCCGUGCCAGCGUUGUUCUCUUUAUCAUUCUACACCUGCUCUAUCGGAUCCAGUAUCAGAAUAUACAUCGCGUCGUGAUCCUUCUUCUAACUCACCCUCACGUAUUUCUGGGCGCCUAUUAUCUGUCUGUCGUUCAUACAAUCGCCGAUUCGAAAUUUGCCUACAACUAAGGCAAUACAUAGCACUGUGAUAUUGCGCAUAAUAUCUCUACCAUUCUUCUACGUGUAUCAGUAUUUGCACUACGAAAUAGCCCCCUUCCAAUGAACGUUGUGGUCGAUCGAUCUUGACAAUGGAAGCUAGAGCCACAGAGGUUCUAGCAGCGUUGAAAAACCCCAACCUCUCCAUCGAGGCGAAAACGCAACAGCUCACAAAGCUUAAGUCGGAAAUAAAACAGAAAAAUGUACCGGAGGUCGCUAUUUCCACAGUGUUCGAGGCCGUUCGCCAUGCGAUCUCAUCACAACACUCGUCGCUUUCAGCAGGGGGCUUCUCCUCCUUAGGCCAUCUCCUCAAACGACUUUACCUCCAAGAGCUCCAUCAGGCCGUCGCUGCUCAAGGCCGCUCCACUUACCCCCUACUUCUUGAGCGAUUAGGUGACCAUAAAGAACGCGUUCGCUCACAGGCUGCCCAAGCAUUCAGUGACUUUUGGGAGUCUUCUCCCGUGGAAGUUGAGCACCACGUUCUGGAAGUUGCGUUGGUCGGGAAGAAUCCUCGCGCAAAGGAAACUAGUAUGACAUGGCUAGCGACUAUGACUCGGAACCGUGGUGUGCUAUUCCGGACAUACGUGCCAAGCCUUGUCGCCUGCCUCGAAGAUGCUGAUAGUGGAGUCAGGGAAACUGCAAAGGCGACUGUUAUCGAUUUGUUCCAAAAUGCCCCUCCUCGAGCACUGUCGGAUUUGAAGAAGCAACUGCAAUCACAUAAUGUGAGAAAAUCGAUAACCAACUCAAUCCUGUCUAACAUUGGCGUCGAUCAAGAACUUUCCUCGUCCGUGCAGUCUCAGUCAAGAUCUGAUAUCUUGAGACCCGAGAGCAGUUUCUCCAGCCACCGGGAACCUCAACGUCCCAACUCCGUUCUCUCAGUCCGAUCUUAUUCGAACAGCGAAACAGCAAGUAAGGAAGCUAGAAUGGCGUCAGAUUCUGUCCACGGUGAUUCGCACCAGCCAGCUAGAGGGGACCUUCCGCGAAGAGAUGCAGUGUUAUCUCAUAGUGUUAGCGUCGAGUCAUUCCCCGCCGUUACUGGGAACCCCGAAAUUGUUGAGCCGGAAACAGUAGACCCACUCUACCUCAAUUCACAUCGAGAAUUGGAUGAAGUAUUUCGUGAAAUGCUGCCUCAUUUUGAAGGCAGAGAAUCAGAACAGAAUUGGAUUCAUCGCGAGAGGAGUGUUUUGAAACUGCGAAGAAUAACGAAGGGCAAUGCGCCUACAGAUUUUCAGCAUAAUUACUUGGUUGGUAUCAAAAGUGUGCUCGACGGCAUACUCAAAACUGUCAAUUCUUUGCGAACAACGCUGUCAGCUGCUGGAUGCAGCUUAAUUCAAGAUAUUGCUCGAGUAAAUGGCCCAGCAAUUGAUCCAAUGGUGGAAGUCCUUUUACAGAAUAUGAUUAAAGUGUGUGCAGGCCUGAAGAAAAUCAGCGCCCAAAACGGUAACCUUACGGUGGAUGCUAUCAUCGGCAAUGUGUCCUACACAUCUAGAAUUAUGCAACACCUUUGGCUUGCAUGUCAGGACAAAAAUGUUCAACCUAGGUUAUUUGUCACAGGGUGGAUACAAACCCUAAUACAGAAGCAUGGGCAUAAAGGAUCGAUUGAACAUAGUGGGGGUGUUGAUGUCCUCGAGAAAUGUAUUAAAAAAGGUCUGGGGGAUGCGAAUCCCGGAGUGAGGGAAAACAUGCGUUCAACAUUUUGGACUUUCGCGAGAAUAUGGGCUGAUAGGGCAGAAGGGAUCAUAUCGACAAUGGAUGCGAAGUCCAAGUCUCUUCUUGAAAGGGAUCCCGGAAAUCCUAAUCUCGAUGCCAAUUCCUUAAACACUAACGGGAAACCCCGAACAGGCAUGGGCAAUAGCGGGCUAGGGGGAUGGUCCAGACUAACACUCAAGGAGACAAUCGCUGCUCAGAAAAAAGCUCGUUUGGCUGCAGCGAAGAAACUACCUGCUCGCCCGGAAUCCGCCCAGUCAUCAUUUCCGGAUUUGAAAUCGUCAAGAUCUUCAAUUCACCGACAACCUGGAACAACAACUCGCACCGUUCCUACAGGGUCCCAUCUUUCUUCCCAAAACACAUCUCUCUCUUCAGCACCAAUGCGCCCCUCUUCGAGGCCCCGACGGCCCGAGUUGAUGCGACCUGCUACCGCUGAUCCAUAUUCAUCUCGUAAUAGACCUGUGCAUAGCACAUCCCAGUCAAAAUUAACAAGUCCCUCAGAGAGUCCCCAGAAGCCUAGGAGUAAAACCACAUCGACUCCGGGGAGAAAAAAUCCAACACCUGCCCGUCCCAAAUCAAGACUUGACACUAGUGCGCCUGUAAGCACGGCAAAGCCAAAACCCAAACGACUUGACAUUGCUGGGUUAAAACCUGGCGAGGCUCGUUUAAUGGCAGGUCCAGCAAGCAAACCAAAUUACACAUCUGCUGCGGAUGCGAAACCGCUGGCUGCGAGCCCGGCUAGAUCCGAUGACAGUCUACAUAUGGCUUUACCGCAGACUGACAAUAGAAGUACGGAAUUUAUUCCAACCGCCCUUGCUUCGGAUGCCGAAGUGUUCACUCAAAGCAAAUCGGAUUUUAUGACAGACCUCCCUACAUCUGGAUCCUUGGUGAUGGCUCACGGUACCCCUUUAAGCCAUCGCCGUUUGAGCAGCAGCGACACCUCUGUUUCCCGUAUCCCUAUGUCGCCAUCUCUCCAAUCAAAAGUUCAUUCGGAGGAGCGUUUGGCGUUGCCGACCAGCCCUAGCAGGCGCUCUUCCAAUAAUUAUGACGACACCGUGCCACAGGCCUCUCCAGCGGGUCGACUUUCUAUUCCUAGUAUUGAGGCUAGCCAUCCUGCAGAGACCCUCAAAGUCUAUGAGGACCCCCAGUCUCCAAAUGCUAAAGAAAAUGUCGGCCACCCUGGUCCACUUGGACUCUCUCCGAGGUCUUCCCAUUCACCCGCCAAGGCUGCUCCGCUUGAAGAACUUCCAAUCAACGAACCGGCGAACACGCCAAGUCGAAAAUAUAAUCAGCAACAAGAGCCCUCAGGGUUCUCACCUUCAGCCAGUGUCGCUACCCCCGGAAGUGAAAAUUUGCACCGGCGAUGGAAAAAGGUGGAGAUUUUAGAGAGACGAAGAAGCCUGAGCCCACGAUCCAAGGAUCCAUCACGAGGGCGAGAUAUGGUUGAUAGAGGGCUUAAUAAAAUCCGAACAGGAGCCAUCGACGUGCAUGGGUACCGAAAGGUGCAGAGCUUGAUCAAAUAUCAUGAGUCAAUAUUUCAUGACAAAGCCAAAUAUGGUGCAACAUUAAUGGUGUUGUUAGAAGCCCUCGAAGCGCCAGACACUGACAGGAAGUCAACGACUGGUCGACCAAUGGAUCUCAAAACACAGGUACUAGUGACUAUUCGCUUGUUGUUCUCGAUGAAUCGUGACUACUUUGCUACGUACAAUGCUAGAGCCAUGACGGCAAUCAUUACGGCCCGCAAACACUACGAACUUACAAACCAUAUCGUCAGCGGUCUCGAGGAAACAGCAGAGGAUAUUGUUCAAGCUUGCGACCCCGCAGAUGUCAUUGAUGCAAUUUUGGAUCUUCUCGAGUCGGAAGAGAAGUCUCCCGACAGCCAUCGAAUGAUUUCCAUGGGUGGAUACAUCCUCAGCGGGCUCCUACGUCGACUUAACGAAAAAAACCUAUUCCUCAGUGAGCCAGAGUUGGAACGACUUGGCAACUUUGCCAAUCAAAGCCUCAAAGAUCCCCAACCAGACAUACGCCGAGCUGUGAUGGAGUUCUGCUUAGAGCUGCACGAGAUGGUCAAGCCAGAGGAAGCCUUUUGGCGCACGAUUACCGAAGAACACCGUCCUUUGCUAACCUAUUAUAUUGUGAGAAAGCCUGGAAGAUGAUCGAUCACCCUAGAAGCGGAUUCUUAAGAAUUCGUGACCUCGAUCAGUAGUUGACACACACGUACAGCCUUUUUUUUCUCUUGCACUAUUGGACUUAUUAUUCUCUGUUUCCCUCCUUUCAAACUCUAGUCCCCCUGUUACAAAGAAUCCUCCGCUUUUUUCUCGCGACUCUUUGCUCUCUCUGUUUAGUUCGGAGCUAUUUUCUUGAUGUUUGCCUGGUGUUAUAUCAUCAUGACUCCUGUUGAUAGCGUUAUCGGAGUACGUGUAGUUUUUUAUCUUCCUUCUUUUUCUACCUUCUCUCUUCUAUACCUCCACCUCUAUUAUUCAACUUUUCAAUUCAUCUCUCUUCACCUUCCUAAAAAGCACAUCCUUGCAGUGGUAUUAAGUGAUUUUUAAUUGUAUAUUUUGAUUUUGAUUUUUAUCCCUUCUUCGGUUUUCUUCUUGUUUUCAUUUAUCAUUUAUUUUCUUUAUUCCUCUUCUCCGGAUUCUUUUUCUUUCUUUCUUUCUUUCUUUCUUUCUUUCUUUCUUUUUUCU
Blastomyces dermatitidis ER-3 is the source of this 4837-nucleotide messenger RNA. Its product is annotated as protein stu1. The transcript is spliced from 6 exons. Lineage: Eukaryota; Fungi; Ascomycota; Eurotiomycetes; Onygenales; Ajellomycetaceae. Gene Ontology annotation, molecular function: microtubule binding. The record is from RefSeq and is a predicted model, not a curated record. The coding region runs from base 533 to 4303 and encodes 1256 amino acids. Gene Ontology annotation, biological process: mitotic spindle assembly; astral microtubule depolymerization. Gene Ontology annotation, cellular component: mitotic spindle; microtubule organizing center; mitotic spindle midzone.